UUGUCCUGAUGCUUUAUUCUUUUAUUCACCUACUAAUAUUAAUUAUACAAAAUAGAGUGUUGACUUGGUUUUCCCAAUGAGGCAGUGCAAAGCUUCAUUGGAUCAUCUCUAAAGACAAGAAACUACCUAAAAAUCCAAUAUUCUCUUGAUUAACAGGGUAUUCCAUUCCCAGCCCCGGAGUCAUCUUUAGGAUGGAAAAGGGAAAGGAGGCCCGGGCAGGAAAGGCUGAAUUCCCAGGCCAGGGAUGUCAAGAAAAAUCAGGAACUGAUACCUCGCCACAGAAAGUGUCUGAGAAAGCUUCCGUUCAUAGCAAUAUGGCAAGUGAAGUCACAAGAGAUGGCUCAUGGUGUUCUCUUUUACAAGAACUAUGGCAGGGUGCUGACAUUACAAAGAGAGGUCAACAAAACCAGAUUCUACCUUUCCCUCCUGUUUCUUUCCUCAAGAAAACUCUGAGCAAAAAUAGUGGUCAUGACUAUCAAAAGCCUGGGGAAACCAUCCCUUUGGGAUCCUACCUUAUUUCAACACAAGAGGGUCUUCCACAAUAUUGCUCACUUCCAAAAAGUCUGGAUCUAAGCCUAGGAGCAGAUGGUCCGAAUGAAAGGGAUCGGCUCAUUGACAUUGUUGCAUCAAGUCAGCUUCUUAUGCCAGGCUCUUGUAAUGCUGACCGUGUGGUUCCUCAUGGAGGAGAGGCAUACAGAAGUACUGGGAAUGGAGACGUUCUCAGCCACAAACAACCACUGAUCUAUGGGAACCAUUUUCAGGAGAAAGCAGAUCAAGGUUCUCAGUGUCAGGAGGUACUCUAUGCCAUAUCUUUGCAUAAACCUGAGAUCACUCUCACUGUGGACAGACCGAUUGCUUCCUACAGUGGUGGGAAGGUUUUCCUUUAUGUGUCGGAUUCAUUGAGCCAUCCAUUCCAGCUGAAGGUGAACCAUCUAGUUCACACUGGAGGGGACCCUUACAAGUGCAGCAGCUGUGAGGAAUCGUUUUGUACUGAGGCUGCACUCCAACAGCACGAGCAAAUUCACACAGAAGAGAAACCAUAUGUGUGUACUCUGUGUGGGAAAGCAUUUAGUGAUGGGUCAGCUUUCUAUGAACAUGAAUUGAUUCACAAGAAUCACACACCUUUUAUCUGUGACAUUUGUGGGAAGGCCUUCUUACGCAAGUCAGAGUUGACAUCCCAUAAACAAAGUCACAGCGGAGAGAAGCCUUACAAAUGCAAUGACUGUGGGAAGUCAUUUAAAUUUCCAUCCCAGCUGAAGGUGCACCGUCAGAUUCAUACAGGUGAGAAGCCUUACGAAUGCCGUGAGUGUGGAAAGUCAUUCAGUAAAACAGCCAAACUCAAGGUGCAUCAGAGAAUUCACACAGGGGAGAAGCCUUAUGUGUGUUCUCAGUGUGGAAAGGCCUUCAAUCAGAAAUCAAUACUAGACCGGCAUGAAAAGCUUCACCCUGGGGAGAAGCCUUACAAAUGCAGUGACUGUGGGAAGUCAUUCAAUUAUCCAUCCCAACUGAAGGUGCAUUGCCAUAGUCACACAGGGGAGAAGCCUUAUAAAUGCCAUGAGUGUGGGAAGUCAUUUAAUUUCCCAUGUGAACUCAAGGUGCAUUAUCAGAACCACACGGGAGAGAAGCCUUACAAAUGCCGUGAAUGUUGGAAACUGUUCAGCAAAAUGUCCCAACUGAAGGCACAUUAUCGAGUUCACACAGGAGAGAGACCUUAUAAAUGCAGCCACUGUGGAAAAGCCUUCUCUACUAAGGAACAAGUCCAAGAGCAUGAGAGAAUCCACACAGGAGAGAAACCCUUUGUGUGCACUGAAUGUGGAAAAGCCUUCAGUAGCAGGUCAUCUUUUCGUAAACACCAGUUAAUUCACACUAAAGAGAAACCUUUUGUCUCUCAGAAAUGUGAGACAGGCCUCCAGGAGUCUACUUUGACACCCCAUCAGCAACUUCAUAUUGGUGAGAAGCCUUACAAAUGCCCUGACUGUGGGAAGUUGUUUAAUUAUCCAUCCCAAUUGAAGUCACAUUAUCAAAUCCACACAGGAGAGAAGCCUUGUAAAUGCCCUGACUGUGGGAAAUCAUUUAGUAAAACAUCUCAACUGAAGGCACAUUCUCGAAUACACACAGGGGAGAGACCUUACGUGUGUUCUGUGUGUGGGAAGGCCUUCAAACAGUUGUCAACAUUGAGUAGACAUGAAAAAAUUCACAUGGUGGAAAAGCCUUACAAAUGUAAUUUCUGUGGGAAGUCAUUUUGCUCUCCAUCUGAGCUAAAGGUGCAUCUUCUAAUUCACACGGGGGAGAGACCUUACAAAUGCAACAGCUGUUGGAAAGCCUUUUGUACUAAGGUUCAACUCCAAGAGCAUGAGCGAAUUCACACAGGAGAGAGACCUUACGUGUGCACUCAUUGUGGGAAAGCCUUUAGAAGCAGGUCAGUUUUCUCUAAACAUAAGUUGAUCCACAGGAAGGAAACACCUUUUAUCUGUGAGAGAUGUGGGAAAGUGUUCUUACAGAAGUCAGAGUUGACAUCUCAUCUACAAACUCACAUUGAAGACAAGCCUUAAGGAAUGUCAAGAUUGGAAAAUUGUUUAGUCAGAUACACAACUGAGUGUGCACCAUCAAAUUCACAUGGUGAAUAAGCCUUCCAAAUGCAGCAACUAGGAAUGUCUUGGCUUCUAAUGCUCAGCUCCAACGGUAUAAAUAAAUGAAUUCACUCAGGA
Rattus rattus (black rat) is the source of this 2708-nucleotide messenger RNA. RefSeq names its product zinc finger protein 260-like. Gene Ontology annotation, cellular component: nucleus. Bases 192 to 2552 code for a protein of 786 amino acids. Gene Ontology annotation, biological process: regulation of transcription by RNA polymerase II. NCBI's taxonomy places the organism in Eukaryota, Metazoa, Chordata, Mammalia, Rodentia, Muridae. Gene Ontology annotation, molecular function: RNA polymerase II transcription regulatory region sequence-specific DNA binding; DNA-binding transcription factor activity, RNA polymerase II-specific. The record is from RefSeq and is a predicted model, not a curated record. The transcript has 2 exons.